AUGUCGAAACCAGCCCCCAAGAAGGCGCUGGCCCAGCCGCCCCCCGGCUGCACCCUGGACAUUAAUGACCCGCAGGUGCAGAACGCGGCCAUCCGCAUCCAGGCCUCCUACCGGGGACACAGGUCCCGCAAGGAGCUGAAGGAGAAGGGCCCCCCGCGGGUGCUGCAGGAGCUGAAGGACGUGGUGCUGAUCGAGGGCAGCGCCGCCCGGCUGGAGUGCCGGAUCAGCGCCUUCCCCGACCCCUUCAUCCGCUGGUCCAAGGACGGGAAGGAGCUGAAGGAUGGGCCCAAGUACCGCUACAUCUUUGAGGACCCCAACAUCGUGGCGCUGGUGGUGCGGGAUGGCGAGCUGGCCGACCUGGGCCGCUACACCAUCGCCGUGAAGAACACCUUCGGGGAGUGCUUCGACUCCGCCCGCAUCCUGGUGGAAGUCCCUGCCAAGAUUGAGAAGGGGCCGGAGAGCACCAAGGUGAAGAAAGGCGCCACGGUCACCCUGAUGGCGCACAUCAGCGGCGAGCCGGCACCCGACGUGGGCUGGGCCAAGGAUGGGGAGGACAUUGAGGAGGACGACAGGGUAUUCUACGACAUCGGCAGCAACUCAACCACUCUCACCAUCAAGCGGGUGGCCGCGAGCGACGCCGGAAAGUACGAGGUCUUCGUGGAGAACAGCCUGGGCACAGACGAGUCCUUCGCCCGCCUGGACGUGCUCUGA
Molecule: messenger RNA, 711 nt
Organism: Dermochelys coriacea (leatherback sea turtle)
Lineage: Eukaryota; Metazoa; Chordata; Testudines; Dermochelyidae
Gene: SPEGNB
Product: SPEG neighbor
Exons: 4
Coding region: 1-711 (236 amino acids)
Biological process (GO): synapse organization; homophilic cell-cell adhesion
Cellular component (GO): plasma membrane; axon; neuronal cell body
Molecular function (GO): protein binding; axon guidance receptor activity
Source: RefSeq, a predicted model, not a curated record